This is a messenger RNA of Larimichthys crocea (large yellow croaker), 1660 nucleotides long. RefSeq names its product peptidoglycan recognition protein 6 (gene pglyrp6). Gene Ontology annotation, biological process: peptidoglycan catabolic process. NCBI's taxonomy places the organism in Eukaryota, Metazoa, Chordata, Actinopteri, Sciaenidae. Bases 92 to 1507 code for a protein of 471 amino acids. The transcript is spliced from 5 exons. The record is from RefSeq and is a predicted model, not a curated record. Gene Ontology annotation, molecular function: N-acetylmuramoyl-L-alanine amidase activity; zinc ion binding.
CAAGUGUUGCAUAACCACCCACUUACUGUGAACUCCUAUAAAUGAGAGAGAGGAAACAAGGUAAGACACAUUUGUAACUUGGAGCUGAAGGAUGGAGAGAGCCUGCUGGAAACACAUCCUGGCCCUGCUGGUGGUCUUGGUCAGCACACAUGCAGAAGCUUCAUUUUCCCUCCACAUGGAUGACUUCAUCAAGGCGGUGAAGCAGGUGGAAGACGGGCAUCCUGGGUCAGAGCCAGCAGCCAUGCUGAAGAGGCUGCGCAGAGCAGCUGGCCUCAAUGAUGCACUCAUUCAGCACUUCCUUGGAAAUGCUGACUCUGGUGGUCCUGAAAUGAAUGCUACCCUCUCGGCUUACAUUAGGAAGGCUGUCCAUCACAGGGUGACUGAACACGGCAAAGAGAAGGGUGUGGUCCUGACUUCUGAUGGCACCACUGUUGCCCUCAUGCCACUCCUCCUGGGCAUCGAGGCUGGUUUCCUUUCCAAGUCUAGGGAGCGUGUUCGGGGCCUGUACCAGCUCACUCUGGCCAAAGACCUGGACCUUUCUUUUAUUCCCAGCUCUCCACACACCCCUCUUCUGGGACCUGAUGGCUGCUGGGACAACCUGACCUCUCCUCAAGUCUUCACCCUGUUGGACACCCCCUCUGUGCUCACCACUGCUCAGCUCAACGGAGGCAUGGACGGCGUGAUCUUAGGGAUGGAGGCCAAAUCCAGACAUCCGCUCAAGCUCAGCAGUCUGCUGACAGAGUACUACUGCCACCAGCUGGACAGAAGAGGACUGGAUGCUGCCCCACGCCUCAUCAGCCGACGUCGCAGGGAGAACUUCAGAGGGCUGUUUGGGCCUCUGGUGCUGUCCAGACAGGUGGUGAAAUCAGUAGAGCUGCAGCGGAGACUGACGGGACGCUCAAAGAUGGACGUGAAGAAGAGGAGAGAGCUGAUAGACGUGGUGAAAAGGGGAAUAAAGGAGUUCGUCCAGGAGUACAUGGAUUGCCCACCCAUCGUUCCUCGCUGCAUGUGGCGUGCACAGCCGUACAGAGGGACCCCCACCAACCUUACUCUUCCUCUCUCCUUCUUGUACAUCCACCACACCCACACGCCGAGUCAGCCCUGUCUGACCUUCGAGCAGUGUUCUGCAGACAUGCGCUCCAUGCAGCGCUUCCACCAGGAGGACAGAGGCUGGGAUGACAUAGGAUACAGCUUCGUCGCAGGCUCUGACGGGUACAUCUACGAGGGCCGAGGCUGGCACAGACAAGGAGCCCACACCCUCGGACACAACUCCAUAGGCUACGGUGUUUCUUUCAUUGGAGACUACAUGGCCAGACUGCCCUCCCAGCAUUCCAUGGAGCUGGUGAGAAAGAAGCUGACAUCCUGCGCUGUCAGUGGUGGCCGACUGAAAGCCGACUACACCGUGCAGGGGCACAGACAGGUGGUGAACACUUCCUGUCCUGGAGAUGCGCUCUAUAAAGAAAUCAAAGGCUGGGAACACUUUGGGGAGGUCAAGAAACGAAACUGAAGAGGAGCUGGGACAAACCAAAACUGACACAAUAAAUACAAUAAAUUCUUUUUAUUCUUAAUGUUUCUAAUUGUGGCCAUGUGCUGUGUGAAAUUUUAUAAAUCUCAUGACGUCUUUAUCACUAAUCAUUAAAUACCAAAUGUUUGCAAAAGA